AUGAACGAUUCCUGCCCCAGACGGGCCUUCCGUCCAAAUUCAAAUCCUCGUGAAAGCACUGCUUUACACUUCGCCUAUAUUUUAGGUUUUUGUAUUUUUUAUGUUCCAGUUGAACUAGUCAUUUUCUCUGUCCGUCGGUUAUACGGUGUAAGGAGCAACCGAAUUCCACUUUUGACGGAUCUAGCCAGGACUCUGAACAGAAAGGCGAGCACCACAAUCCCAGGAUCAACUCUUCAUUUCUUAAGCCUAGACAUAGCCGGCAAAAAGGUUCUUUCUUCUCGCCGGUAUUCCCGCUACCGCAGAAACAUCUACCACGGACUCAAUCAUCCAGCCGUAUCCGGAUACUGGGUUUCUUGCGGCUCUAUUGCGGAAAAAUGCCAACCCAGAGAUUGUGAUUUUGUGGUACUUAUAAUCCACGGCGGCGGGUACGUUCGGGGACAUCCAGCUAUUUUGCUACCAGGGUAUCUUCGCAUGGGAGAAAUUUUCUCCAACAGUGGUCUAAAAGUGGGCUUGUUUGCUCUUGAGUAUACUCUCGCCCCGGCGGGUGCCUUCCAUACCCAAAUUGGACAGGCGAGAGCGGCCUACGACUAUCUGAUUACCGAUUGCAGUGUCCACCCUGACAAAAUCGUAGUCAUGGGCGAAUCAGCUGGUGGCCACUUGGCGAUAUCGUUGAUGAUAUCCCUGGUAUUAGCGAGGCAAAGAUCCUACGAGGUCCCUGAAAAUUGUAAGCCUCCUGCGUGUCUGGUCUUAGUUAGUCCAUGGGUAAACAUGAUGCAAAAGGAGCAGCCGAACCUGGAAGAUGACACAGAUAUGCUUAGUCAAUGCUGUUUAAAUCAAUGGUCCCAGCUCGUAUUUCCCGGUGACUAUGCCGGUGGACCUCGAACAGAAACUGCCCGUACCUAUCGAAAUUUUGCUGCCGGCCCGCCUAACCACCUCGGUGUAUCAUGGAAGCAGAUUCUUCCGAAAGCCUGCUGGGUUUCCGCCGGCGGUGACGAAUUAUUCCUUCCCGACAUACAAAAGUUCGUUAACUAUGCGGAAGGAGCUGGCGCGAUGAUAGAUUUAGAAGUAGCUCCAGGUAAACCACACGCAUGGCCAGCAAUAGAAGGCUUUAUUAGGCAGUCAUCAUUUUUAGCGUUGUCUAUGGAUGAAGGCAGCGAAAAAGUUGCAUCGAGACUACUGUCUGGAUUCGAUCUGAUAGCGGCGAGGAUUAUUGAGCGUAUGCAAGCAUAA
Orbilia oligospora ATCC 24927 is the source of this 1230-nucleotide messenger RNA. RefSeq lists its product as uncharacterized. Lineage: Eukaryota; Fungi; Ascomycota; Orbiliomycetes; Orbiliales; Orbiliaceae. Gene Ontology annotation, molecular function: hydrolase activity. The coding region runs from base 1 to 1230 and encodes 409 amino acids. The record is from RefSeq and is a predicted model, not a curated record. The transcript is spliced from 2 exons.